AUGAAUCCGAGCAGUCAGGAUGUUUCUGAUAUCGAUGCCGCGGUGGUCCGAGUCAGCAGCGGUGCUGCCAGUGCUGGUGUUGACGUCUUCAAGCCAGCCGAAGUCCUAUCCCUGGGCGCCGCUGUUAUCGGUAUUCCUAAGUCUGAUUUCACCCCGCCAGAUCACAGUCUGUCCCUGACCAGCGACAGCAGACCUGCAAGAUACAGCUUGGACGGAUGGCAUCACACGGCCAGUCUUUGGGGGCUCGUAGCCCAUGACCAGCUAAGACCCAUCAAUCAACCAGACCAGACCAGGGCCGAUGCACGGCUGGUAGCGCCAGCGAUCGGAGGCUCAGCUCACGGAAGAUCGACCGAGCUCCCCGCUCCUAGCGCCGCUCGAGCGUCGGGCGGGUACAUUCUCAGGUACGGAUAUGGAAGUAGGGACGCGUUAAAUCCAAUCGGAGCUUUAAGGAAGCAGCGUGUCCUCCGGGAUGUUGCACUUGCAAUCCGAUCCCGACGCAAAUGCGGCGGAAUGUCGACGGCCGUGACAUCGUCGUCCGACGCGGAAAUGCCUGCGUUCCUCACAAGUCGGGUCUGGGCUGCACCGCUUCCGACAAUGCCUCCAGGCGUUGAGCUUCCCAGAGGACCCCAUCAAGCCUUCCCACGAGACUGGUCUGGACUGCGGUAUUCUGCCCUUGUACUUGUGUAUCCGCCAUUGGCCUCCUUCGCCCUUCGCGGACAUGUGAAACCCCUCUUCCUUUGA
This is a messenger RNA of Gloeophyllum trabeum ATCC 11539, 741 nucleotides long. RefSeq lists its product as uncharacterized. The transcript has 6 exons. NCBI's taxonomy places the organism in Eukaryota, Fungi, Basidiomycota, Agaricomycetes, Gloeophyllales, Gloeophyllaceae. Bases 1 to 741 code for a protein of 246 amino acids. The record is from RefSeq and is a predicted model, not a curated record.